Molecule: messenger RNA, 1212 nt
Organism: Colletotrichum godetiae
Lineage: Eukaryota; Fungi; Ascomycota; Sordariomycetes; Glomerellales; Glomerellaceae
Product: DHHC zinc finger protein
Exons: 3
Coding region: 1-1212 (403 amino acids)
Biological process (GO): protein targeting to membrane; peptidyl-L-cysteine S-palmitoylation
Cellular component (GO): Golgi apparatus; endoplasmic reticulum
Molecular function (GO): protein-cysteine S-palmitoyltransferase activity
Source: RefSeq, a predicted model, not a curated record
AUGUCGCAAGCCACCAGCACGAAAUGUGCCUCGCGAUGGGUGACGCGCAUCAUCCCCCUCAUCAUCACUGGCACGAGCGGCUAUGCUACCUACGUGGUCGUGGCCUAUCUAGGCGUCGACUACCUGUAUAGAACCAGGGGUGAGCACGGCGCCGCAAUUUCGACAAUCACCCUCUACCUCUUUUUCUACCUCCUCACGAUCGCCGCCUACCUACGAACGUUCCUGGAGAUCAAAGCAGACCCUGGCUUGGUACCGCUCGGCCCACAAGCUCAACAUGCACUUAGAGAAGCGAACAAGAAGGGUAGGCGGAGAAAGGAGGGAGACUUGGAAAGCCAGCCGUACUACACUGGUCCCGAUCAGGACCCGGACAGCCCCGGCUUGGAGGGAUUCUAUAGCAAGGAUGUCUUCGUUUGCGAAAGUGACGGACGGCCGAAAUGGUGCUCCGAGUGCCGCAACUGGAAACCCGAUAGAGCUCAUCAUUCGAGCGAGGUUGAGCGAUGCGUACGAAAGAUGGACCACUAUUGUCCCUGGGUCGGCGGCAUGGUAUCGGAGACCUCCUUCAAGUUCUUUGCUCAGUUCACCUUCUAUUGCGCCAUAUAUUGCUCAGUUGCAUUGGGCCAGACGGCCUACUGUCUGGCUUUGCAGGUGCGCGAAGGGUCUGUAGACGGGAGAACGAUCUCAGGCGUCGCCAUCGCCGGUUUCUUUGGACUCUUCACCUUUCUUAUGACUGCGACUUCUUGGCGCUUUAUUCUACUUAAUAUUACCAACAUCGAUGCCCUUCGCAAGUCAUGGGUUCAUCAACUAGCAAUCAGAGUACCCAAUGGCACUCGGCCAGGAAGUAGCUACGGCACGAUCACAUACCCACUACCAAAAUAUCCCCAAGGGAUACCUACCUCCUCGGACGCCACUGUCGACAGCGAGGCCCCUCGCGACCGACUAGCUACGCGCACGUUUGCCAUCAUCAGGACCGAACCGGAUGAAAAUCCGUGGGAUCUCGGGUACGCCAGAAACUGGACGUCCAUUAUGGGGUACUCUUUGAUCGACUGGCUUUUGCCCAUACGCAGGUCCCCGUGCGCCAAUCACGAUAGCAUGGAGAGUGACUACGAGAUGGGCCCGUUGAUACAGACGCUCAGAGAACGACACGGUUUGCCUGACCCUAACCGUACAUCUAGCGGAAUGGAGAUGCAUGAGCUGAGAGACAUCGAUCGUUGA